AUGCUGUUUCCCUUCCCCCCUCACACCCACUCAAUCGCGGCGUUGGAAUUAUCUUUUUCCGCAGGGCCAAGACUGCCAAGCUUCCAAGUGACCGUGCGUUGUCAAGAUCAGAUAGGACGGACAGCUCUGCCCGCACCAGGUCUACCUCUUGACCCCCAACGACAACACCCUGCCUACGAUCAGCGCUGGCUCACUGUUUUUCCCCCAAUUCGGCUCACACGCAUUCUGUCCGACCAAACAAACAAAGCUCACAUUGAAUCUCAUCAGCAACUCUCGCCAGAACAUCAACAGAUCUAUCUCAACCACCAACUCAAGAUCAAGUCUCCCAUCAGCGACGAGCGACUGCUGCUCAACAGACUCAACGUACGCAUGCUCAAGUUCAGUCUCCACGAGUCCGGCUGGGACGGGUUCAUGCUCAAAUACAAGACCGAACGCCCCCUUGACCUCACCCUUUCCGUAGCUGCUAUGCAGAACUACCUCCGGAUGUCCAGAGUGCUCUUGAAGACAAACCGGCUCGAACAAUCUCUUGACCGCGCCUGGAAAUCCUUGCUCUCGUUCGGCCAGAUGAUCCAAUCCCUACCAAGCCAGAUGGAGAAGGACUAUCUUGAACCUCAGGUCGUCGCAGCCAUUCAUCAACUGUGGCAAGACCCAGGUGUCCGGCAAUGUUUUGAGCGCAGUCGGGAGUACCAGUUAAACAACUCUGCGGCCUACUAUUUCGAUUCAAUUGACCGAAUCGAACAGCCUCAUUACGUCCCAGAUGAUCAGGACAUACUGUGUCCACGAGUAAAAACCACCGGAAUUACCAAAACUGUGAUUGUGAUUGGAGAGCUCAAGUAUCGGAUCGAGUACGCCCAGAUGCUCUAUGAGGACGACUCGGUGAACAGAAUGCAGGAAUCCCUCAACCUAUUUGAUUCAAUCUGCAACUCAAGAUGGUUAAUCAUGAUCCCGGAAGUGAUCAAAUUCAUCCGCCAGCUCCAGUCCUAA
Molecule: messenger RNA, 984 nt
Organism: Puccinia triticina
Lineage: Eukaryota; Fungi; Basidiomycota; Pucciniomycetes; Pucciniales; Pucciniaceae
Exons: 6
Coding region: 1-984 (327 amino acids)
Biological process (GO): G protein-coupled receptor signaling pathway
Cellular component (GO): heterotrimeric G-protein complex
Molecular function (GO): guanyl nucleotide binding; GTPase activity; G protein-coupled receptor binding
Source: RefSeq, a predicted model, not a curated record